AGUGAUAAAAGAAAUCUUCUAGUAAUCUUACAUAAGAAAUUUAUUUAAAUUUAUUAUAUUUGAAUGAUUUAAAUAAAUGUAGCCUUAUCGUUUGCCAUUAAAGAAACGUAUCGCAGUAUUGAUCGAACAGUAUAGAUGUAGUUUACUACAGUGCAGUUGGAAAAUCCCAUAAUGCAAGUGUCUAGUAUUUAGUACAUCAAUGAGCCAGUUGUAAGGACUCCAUUCUGUAAUGGCUGCAACAGGUAUAACAGCGUCUUCUCAAAAAGGAGAUUCCGAGGAUGCUGAAACUGAGGAUCAUGUAUGGCUGGAAAUGAUGGCAAAGUGCCUUGAAAACUCCACAAACAAAUUGCCACAUUCGAAGUUGUUGCUUGUCUUGGGAGACGGUGAUGGAGAAAAAACUCUUCUUGUUGGUAAGUUACAAGGUACUUCAGACAAACUUCGAAAAGGUAAUGGACUUGAAUACCAUUUUCUGAACGUUAGAGAUGAAUAUUGUGAAAAUCAAACAAAGCUAGGUGUUUGGGUCCUGGACGAAGACCCGAGGCUGCAGAGCUUAUUGAAAUACGUUUUAGAUCAGACCACGAUAUCAGAGACGACAGUUUUGCUGACAGCGAGUAUGGCUAAGCCUUGGAACAUUUUCAAAUCCAUAACUACAUGGGCUCAAAUUUUAGAUGAGCAUAUUAAAAAUUUAGACAUGCCUUCUUCAGCCUUGGAAGAGCGAAAAUCAAACGUACUCAACCGGUAUCGAGAAUACAUCGAACCUGGUUUGAGUGUCUAUGGUUCACUUACCGGACAAGAAAUAGGAGAACCCAAAGAAAUAGAAAAUAAUUUAGGGGUAGAAAUUAUAGUUAUCAUAACGCAGACUGAGCAUAUGACAACAUUGCAAACAGAUUUUGGUUAUGAAGAUGAGCAUUUUGAUUUCAUACAAUAUACUCUUCGAAAGUUCUGUCUAUCUUAUGGUGCUGCUCUAUGUUACGUGUCUGUGAAGGACGAUAAGAAUUGCGAUUUGUUACUUAAGUACAUUUUGCACAAGGUGUAUUCUUUCCCGUUUAGGAUUCCUGCUAUAUUUUUAGAAAAAGAUUCCGUUUUUGUACCUGCCGGAUGGGACAGCGCAAACAAAAUACGAUUCUUAGCGGAAACCAUGACGACAAUAGACGCACUUUCUGCACACUUUGAAGACGUCAUUAUCAAACCAGGUCGUCUUUCUGCAAAUCCGUGGCUUCCUGAAAUCGAAGCUGAUAACGAUCAGGACUUCCUUCUAGCUUUACAAGGCGCAUUACUGCGCCAGGCUACCGACGAGGCUUCUGAAUCUGCUAAAGAAAACCAGGCGGCUGCUGGAGUACAAAGAAAUGCUACACGCCGAGUAUCUCGAUCACCAAAUGUUCGAACAUCUCAAAAGAAAUCAGAAACCAAACUGACAACAGUUGAAGGAGAUACAGUUUUGCAUACAUUUUUUAAAAGCCUUCUCACUAGAAGGACAAGUGCGCCAGUGGAUAGGCCUGUUGGAACAUCCGGCAGUAGGACUUACGCAUCUAAAGACCCUUCCGAGGUCCAUGUAAAUGGCCUUGAUAAUAAAUGUCUAAAGAGCAGUUCUAGCGUAGAUGGCAGUGAUAGCAGAUCUCAUGAGCAUCCGCAGGAUAGUGAGAAUAUGAGGAAUUACGAGGUAUCAAAUAUAUCCUCAAAUGAAAAUGGAAAAGGUGAGACCGCACAUGAAAACGAGCUUGCACCUUCGUCUUCCUUAUCUGCUCAGCACGAUCUAGAUACACUAGUGGAGGAUGAAGGUUUAGAAUCCAUGUCGGCUUUCUUGAGAAGAUGUGCAAAUUCCAACGCUUCUCAGGGAAAUAAGAAAUUUGGUAACAAUAUUAACUUCCCUUUAGAUCAGGAUAAAGAUGUACAUCAAUUGCCAGAAUACUUCUUGAGCAGCCGUGGUUCUGGUACUUGUGCUCCCGAUUGUUGUUAUCAAAAUAAUAGUUCCUCCGCCAAUGGCGAUUUGGAAUCAGAUUUUAGUUUACCACUAGACCGGGUAAGAAGCGAAUUUAAUCCACCUUUGCGACUCAUUCUUGAAAAUCCAAAUUUGCCUCUAAGCCAAAACGUUGCUUUCCCGGUGAGAAAAGGAACGGAAUUCGAGAAUUCAGUACAGUCUUCCGUUGUAGCUAAUUCUUCAACAAUUCCUUCAACUUCGAAAUCUCUUACUGAAACAGCUAUAUUGAACGACCAAAAGACUCUGCCCUCAUCCAAGUCAACCAAUAGUGGGUUUGCAUUAGUUCCACCUAUUGCAGUGAAAAGUCUGGAAAAACAUAAAUCUGUAAAUGAACUAUAAACUGAAAGUCACAGAAAUGAAUUUGUUUCAAUUUCUGCUUUUUAAUUCCUCGCAUAUUUUGAUUUGUAUGUAGGAAUAUAUAUGUAAGUUUACUUUGCUUCUGUAAAUGUUAUUUAUAUGUUAUUCUCUUUCAGAGAGCUGUUUUGUAAAAGCUGAUGUUAAGAAUAUGAGACACAAAAAAUUCAGCAUUUGUUAUCAUAAAAUAAAAAUUUAUAACUCUCAUUGACUAUAAAAACGUACAAAUGUUAUUAAUUUAUUAAUUCAUAUCUACCUUGUGUAUCAGAAAUAAAAUAUUUUCUGCUGUGUUGUAAUA
Molecule: messenger RNA, 2630 nt
Organism: Stegodyphus dumicola
Lineage: Eukaryota; Metazoa; Arthropoda; Arachnida; Araneae; Eresidae
Product: cytoplasmic dynein 1 light intermediate chain 2-like
Biological process (GO): microtubule-based movement; microtubule cytoskeleton organization
Cellular component (GO): centrosome; cytoplasmic dynein complex
Molecular function (GO): dynein heavy chain binding
Source: RefSeq, a predicted model, not a curated record